Molecule: messenger RNA, 4653 nt
Organism: Verruconis gallopava
Lineage: Eukaryota; Fungi; Ascomycota; Dothideomycetes; Venturiales; Sympoventuriaceae
Exons: 2
Coding region: 405-3836 (1143 amino acids)
Source: RefSeq, a predicted model, not a curated record
GUGAUGCUCUUUAUUUCCUGCAUUAAGCUGUCAACCUAAGCAUAGCAUCACUUCGUCGACACCCGUUAUCCGAGCCUACGCGCACACUCCCACAACGCACGUCUGAUCUGCCCUUUUAGCAUCAUCGCGAGCCGUCUGUCUCGUCCAGAAACUCUACUCCUCUUCCUGACUCUGCCCGCUGCCCGUUUAGGUGGAAACUCUGGCCCCAUACGUUGCCGCACGUAACUCUAAUCCUCGUCUUCACUUAGCUCGUACUGGCCGACGCAAGCCCACACUCGCUCGUCGCUCAAGCUCCGCCAAUGCAACAUUUCAUCAGCAUGCCAUGAGAAACACCCCAUCUUUGGACUUCGCCCGCGUCCUCUCCCCUUCUUCCCGUUCCUUGCUAGAGGCCUUUGGGUCCCAUAAUGUACAAUUGGACUCCGUCGCUUUGUGCCGCAGCUAGCAUAACGUCGGCCAGCGUCGUAGGGUUGGGAUUCGCUCGACCAGAGCAGCCGCGUCCGGACACGACAGCGUCCCACAAUAAGAAGCUGCUCUCGAAAGACGACCCGGCUACGACGAUGCCUACACGGCUCCGCUCCUCGUUCACACCUGCCACCCCUCUCAGCACCACGAAUACCCCUUCGGUGACAGACGAGCAACACGCCAGGUCGUCACCUUCCGCCACACUCGGCUACGAUGGCCGCACACCGUCAAACAAGGUUCAACGUCUCGCUGGUGAUGGGUCGGACGCCGCACGGCAGCGACGGAGCGAUCACGAAAGAGAGAGGUGCUCGACGUCUGGCAGCGAGGCUCGUGGUCAGACACCGCAGCCUCGGCCACGCCCUGCAACGGUUAGGUCACAGUCGAGGAAUUCGUGGAUCAAGCGGUUGUCCUUCUCAGACAAUAGCAGGUCUUCGUCGCCCUGGCCUGACUCUAUUGCGCUAUCACCGUCUUCCAAUGCUUCAGCUACAAUUUCAACCGCGGGCUCGACAAUUCCUAUGAUUGGCUCCGCACCAGUUGCGCUGCCGCCGAACAAACUGGUGAAGAGAACAACUUCACAACGGAUGAUCAACUCCUCGUCCGGCCGAGUGCCCACUUUGAGGAGGCCUGCAACGAGUCACCAGAGAUCAGCCAAUUUGCAGAAUUGGAGUCUCGCUCACGAGAGGGAAUCAAAUCCGGUGACUCCCGACCUGCUACCUCCGACAAUCAAAGCCCCACCAACGGAGACCAAAUGGAAAUCCUUUUUUACUGUUAAGAUCAAUAAGAAGGGCUCGGUCAGCAAAGGCUCAGAUGCUCCUUCCCGCGGAAUCAAGCGGGUAGUGCCUGAGGAAGGCUGCUAUCCAUCUUUGGUCACUGCUAAAGCCGUCAUUACUUCCACUCUCGACGUCGACGAUUUUCCAGAGUACGACGAUGACAGCGUCUUCUACGCCAGUCGGCCUCAGUCAGCAUUCGGCUUGGAGUCCGCACUCACCUCCAAUCGGCAAUCGGCCGCCAUUGAGCCGGGCCCUCCUCCCACUGAUGGCGAUGCACAAGAUGCGCAAAACGAGCCACGACAAUCUAUUUCGUCGCUCCUAUCUCGCAAACCCUCUCGACGCGAGAGUAUCAGAGGGCUAAGCAACAAGCUUACGAAGCGCAUCACCGGGAGACGUGUAGUUUCAGCCCCAACCACGACUGACAGCAAACCCCCAACCUUGGGCACAGACACUGAAUUCUCAGCGGAAACGAAUCAUUUUCAAGGCUCUCCCAACUCAUGUCAAGCAAACACAACUAGUCGCACAGACCCGAGUUUGGCCAAUUCUCCGUUAACAUCUCACACAUCGGCUAUGUUGUCGGAUAGUGAGCAUGAUUCGCCUAAAAUGUCCCCCCCGAAUCAAUCUUGGAAGGACGAGGCUGCCCACGAAGUUUCUGCAGGCAUUAACUCAAUAAACUCCCGACUAUCAUAUCGCAGCGCAACGCACUCCGAUACUGGAUCGUCUUUUGGAGAAUCUGAUGCUGAUGUCAGUGAGGUUGAGGCUUCCAAACACAGUCACUAUUCCAUGAUGACAAACGGACGCCCACGGACGAACCGAUCGUCAAGGAGUAGAAGAGAUAGCGAAUCAAGGUUUGAGACGAUUAUGGACGAAUCGCCGCCCAAGUCCCACAAGUCCCCACUGAAGGAUAUGCUCCCUCAUGCUAUACGUUACAGGGAUGACAUGAAUAUGGACGUCUCAGACACGAUAGAGGAGGAAGCCAACAUGGGUAGCCCUGACAGGAGGACUAUUCGGUCCGACAAGGCGGAUAAUGGCUCCCCGCUUGCUUCGAAGAACUCUACUUACUCACAGCUCCAACGUACUCCUCAUAUGUCCUCAUCGCCCCCCGGCUUUGCAAAGCCACUAAGCUUGGGCACGCUCGAGUACGAUGACCACGUGAUGGAUGAAGAUGAGGAGAGCAGAUGGUCUGCUUUUGACGAGCAAGAUUCAGUAAGCCAUUCUGAGAUAGAUGACUGGGAGAUUCAGGACGAUUUCACUACCCCAAUUCCUUCUCGCCGGCCCAGUCAGUUACAGACACAGCCCUCAGUAGGGUCAAAGUCUGUCCUUACCAAUGAAUCGACUACGAAUUUCCCUGACAACAAUCCUCGGAACGGUCUGAAGGGAACGCUAUUCGCGUACUCAGAAACUUCUGUGGAAAAAGCCCCCGGAAGUGGCACUCCACCUCGCCCGAGCACCGUUCAUGGUAAAAAGGAUGCCGACGGACGUGGUAGUCGUCCCAAUAAACGAAGGACGCCCGGUGGUCUUCAUAUACGAAGUCAAAGCGUUCCCGUCGUUCCAGACUUAACAGGCAAGCGACAGGCUGUAAUUACGAACAAGUUUGGUACGUGGGGCGUUGGUAGCAAAGGUGUGACUGAGGAUUGGGACGAAGACUUCGACUUUGGCGACAAAGUUUCGCUCAAUGCGUCCACAAAUGGUUCUGGAGAAAAGAGGACAGACAGUAUGCAACCCAUUGCGAUCCCCCAAAAGAUUAAGGACCAUCAGAUCAGCGUAAUGAACAACAUCAGUCUAGUUCGCGAGUUCGGCAUCAUGAUUGAGCAAUUAAAGCUCUUGAAACCUCGUGCUGCUUCAUUGGGUCUGGUUCAAAAUUCAAAAGACGAUCUGUACGAGCUCGUGGAUUCGAUGAUUGAACUUGCAGAUCAAGAGGCAGACAUUAAUGUGGGACAUCAAUCUCCCCCGUCUUCACCUAGCUUCGACAUGUCCGGCUUUGAUGAUCCUCCUGUCCGUGCUUCCAAAAAGAAUGGCUCCAACACGAACGCUAAUGAGCGACACGAUACCGUCAUUCGAACACCACCGACUGCGAAGACGAAACGUAAGACGGUGCUUCCCGAUGAGAACGAUGUCUUUACGAGCCCUACCACCCAGGCUGAUCAGUCCAAGCCCACCACACCUGCCACAGCCGAGACCGCGCUGCGCCCACGAAAAGAUUCUGAGGCCAUGGCUCGCUCAGUCAUUGAGGCUCUGAAGAAGAAGAAGAGUAACGAGCGGUCUGCUAUGUCGCUGCAACCAGUGCCUCCUAAUCGACGCGUUCAGUUCGACACGCGAACCUUGCGUCACAUCGUACCUUAUGUUAGCGGCCUUGUACGCAGGGUCAAAGACCAAAUUAGAGAGGCCGAGCGUUUCGACAUUGGCUCGGACUCGGACUGGGACGAAGACACGGAGCCUCGCGUACCUCAAUUGGCCCACGUAUUCCGGGACCCAUCUCCAAUAGUCGAGUCUCCGUCUUCGCGCAGGAGCCGUGGCCUGCAACCCACCCGAACUCAUUCUUUAGAGGGCUCUCCAACUGUCGACAAUGUCAACAAGCAACUUAAGAUGAUGACAGUAAUGUAAAACUCAAAAAUGCAUACGACGCAUAUGAAGAAGUUGCCGACGCCUAGGUGGUGAACCUCCGCUUAUGACGGAUAUGCAAUUAAAGACCCUAAUGACCUAGAUGCAUCGUGACUCCUACGAGCAUAUCAAAGACUUCCAAUUGUACUUCUAGCUUUUUUCUUUUUUGCAUGGUAUGUGUCGCAGUUUUCCUCAGCAUCAUGGAGGGCAUUAAGCGAUCACGGAACGUUUUCCAUUUCAUUUCUCUUCUUUCACAAACAUUCAGCGGCAUGGCGGAAAAAGGAUCAUCGAAUGGGGACAAGUGCGACAUCGCCAAUUGUGUGCUUUCAGUAUGUUUCUAUGAUAAAAUUGGAGUACACUAUACCGGUACUUCGUCCAGAAUGCGCACAUGCGCACAUACAUACAGGACAUGGCAGGUUUGGUACGUGUUUUUCUCUUUAAUUUCAUCCUUUCAUCUGGAUGAUUCCACAGCAUAUCCACGGAACGGGCUGGAUUGCUUUCUGGUGGGUCAGUUUCUUCGACCAUAGAUUGAGCAAAGCACAAGAGAUCGCAGCACUUUUGCAUAAUCGAACGUCAGGCUUCCGGCCGAAAAGCAUAAAGAAACUUCUUUGUACAAUUAGCAAGUAUCACAGCACAGCGAGGCAACAGGAAGUCAAUAAGUUUCAUUUUGCAGUUUCUACAAAUACAAUUUUUCCCGUGUGUGGAUGGCAAUGGCAUAAGAUGUAUACGACGAUCGGCCAAUGGAGAAGGAACUGGGCUCUUUGUAUCGUCUGGUCGAGAUGGUGCUGCUGUGAAACGUCAUGAGAAAAUGGAAAAAACA